ACAGCGGCGGGGGAAAGGCUGGGGCCAGCAUCUGAGGGGGCGGAGGCAGCAAGGCCGGACCCUUGGGCGCAGGGAGAGAAGCGAACAAGCCCCCUAAAGCGGGCCCAGAUGUAGGAGCCACCGCCUCCUCUUCCUCCGGCUCUGGCUCAGCCUCAUCCGGCUCGCUCUCAUCGCUGCUGGCGUAAGCAACCAGCGACAUGGCGCCUCCCGCCUUUGGGGCGCCCUUGCCGGCAGAUGAGGCCUACUUGAGACCGGGGAUGCGCGGAGGCCUAGUAGGCCCCGCCACCCAGCGGGGCGGGGAACCGAAAAGUCCGCCUGCUCCGUACUCUAGGGCUAGCCCCGGCAGAAACUCAUGGCUACGGCUGAUUUCCACCGAACAAGGCGUCCCCCUUCACUUAAGCUCCCAGUCCCGGGCAACUACACACAGCUAAUGGCCGCCGAGUCACUCCGCCUCCUCCUUGCCGCACCAAUACAGGAACUACAACUUCCAGAGAAGACUUUGGCCACAGCCCGGUUCUUUGCCGCAGGGAUCUCAGCGCAAGGCACGGCGGGAGUUGGUGUCCGAGGAAGGAUUUGGGGCGAGCAGGGGGAGGCAGAAGAGAAACCCGCCUCUGACGCAGGGACACCUGGGAGUAUGUAACUUCGGCCAAGAAGUCGUGAUGUGAGUAGGUCACACAGUGUUGAGGGCCAAACCCCUCGACUCUGUUGGGAGUUAAAGGGAAGGAAGUGGACAUUUCCUUUGAACCUAAUAAUAAGCAGAUUGACGAGAUGCCUGAGGCUGCCGUGAAAUCAACAGCCAACAAAUACCAAGUCUUUUUUUUUGGGACCCACGAGACGGCAUUCCUGGGCCCCAAAGACCUCUUCCCUUACGAGGAAUCCAAGGAGAAGUUUGGCAAGCCCAACAAGAGGAAAGGGUUCAGCGAGGGGCUGUGGGAGAUCGAGAACAACCCUACUGUCAAGGCUUCUGGCUAUCAGUCCUCCCAGAAAAAGAGCUGUGUGGAAGAGCCUGAACCUGAGCCCGAAGCCACAGAGGGUGACGGUGAUAAGAAGGGGAAUGCAGAGGGCAGCAGCGAUGAGGAAGGGAAGCUGGUCAUUGAUGAGCCAGCCAAGGAGAAGAAUGAGAAAGGAGCGCUGAAGAGGAGAGCAGGGGACUUGCUGGAGGACUCUCCUAAACGUCCCAAGGAGGCAGAAAACCCUGAAGGAGAGGAGAAGGAGGAAGCCACCUUGGAGGGUGAGAGGCCCCUUCCUAUGGAGGUGGAAAAGAAUAGCACCCCCUCUGAGCCCGGCUCUGGCCGGGGGCCUCCCCAAGAGGAAGAAGAAGAGGAGGAUGAAGAGGAAGAGGCUACCAAGGAAGAUGCUGAGGCCCCAGGCAUCAGAGAUCAUGAGAGCCUGUAGCCACCAAUGUUUCAAGAGGAGCCCCCACCCUGUUCCUGCUGCUGUCUGGGUGCUACUGGGGAAACUGGCCAUGGCCUGCAAACUGGGAACCCCUUGCCCACCCCAACCUGCUCUCCUCUUCCACUCACUUUUCCCACUCCAAGCCCAGCCCAUGGAGAUUGACCUGGAUGGGGCAGGCCACCUGGCUCUCACCUCUAGAUCCCCAUACUCCUAUGAUCUGAGUCAGAGCCAUGUCUUCUCCCUGGAAUGAGAUGAGGCCAUUGUGUUCCUUCCACUUGGAGCUAUUUUCCAGGCUUCUGCUGGGGCCUGGGACAACUGCUCCCACCUCCUGACACCCUUCACCCACUCUCCUAGGCAUUCUGGACCUCUGGGUUGGGAUCAGGGGUAGGAAUGGAAAGGAUGGAGCAUAAACAGCAGGGUGGGCUUGUGGGGUCUGGGAGGGGCAAUCCUCAAAUGGGGUUGGGGGCAGCACAGGAGGGCGGCCUCCUCCUGAGCUCCUGUCCCCUGUUACACCUAUUAUCCCAGCUGCCUAGAUUCAGGGAAAGUGGGACAGCUUGUAGGGAAGGGGUUUCUUUCCAUAAAUCCUUGAUGAUUGACAACACCCAUUUUUCCUUUUGCCGACCCCAAGAGUUUUGGGAGUUGUAGUUAAUCAUCAAGAGAAUGUGGGGCUUCCAAGUUGUUCGGGCCAAGGACCUGAGACCUGAAGGGUUGACUUUACCCAUUUGGGUGGGAGUGUUGAGCAUCUGUCCCCCUUUAGAUCUCUGAAGCCAGAAAUAGGAUGCUUGGGAAGACCCCUAGCUGUCCUUUUUCCUCUCCGCACAGUGCUCAAGGCCAGCUUAUAGUCAUAUAUAUCACCCAGACAUAAAGGAAAAGACACAUUUUUUAGGAAAUGUUUUUAAUAAAAGAAAAUUACAAAAAAAAAAAUUUUAAAGACCCCUAACCCUUUGUGUGCUCUCCAUUCUGCUCCUUCCCCAUCGUUGCCCCCAUUUCUGAGGUGCACUGGGAGGCUCCCCUUCUAUUUGGGGCUUGAUGACUUUCUUUUUGUAGCUGGGGCUUUGAUGUUCUUUCCAGUGUCAUUUCUCAUCCACACACCCUGACCUGGCCCCCUCAGUGUUGUCACCAGAUCUGAUUUGUAACCCACUGAGAGGACAGAGAGAAAUAAGUGCCCUCUCCCACCCUCUUCCUACUGGUCUCUCUAUGCCUCUCUACAGUCUCGUCUCUUUUACCCUGGCCCCUCUCCCUUGGGCUCUGAUGAAAAAUUGCUGACUGUAGCUUUGGAAGUAUAGCUCUGAGAACCGUAGAUGAUUUCAGUUCUAGGAAAAUAAAACCCGUUGAUUACUA
Molecule: messenger RNA, 2736 nt
Organism: Pongo pygmaeus (Bornean orangutan)
Lineage: Eukaryota; Metazoa; Chordata; Mammalia; Primates; Hominidae
Gene: HDGF
Product: heparin binding growth factor
Exons: 7
Coding region: 769-1395 (208 amino acids)
Source: RefSeq, a predicted model, not a curated record